AUGGUAUUAUUCCGAUUAGAUGGAUUGUACGUGGAGGCCGACAGAAUUGACCAGGAACUUCGUAUCCCUCCAUCAGUGAUUGAGCUGAUCUGGGAACGAAUCGGCAUGGUCGACUGGCAUCGGCAUGCACAGAUCGUGGUACCAAUGCAAUACUGCCGAAGCGGUGGCACCCUAUUCUCUGAUGAUCGGACUGGUCGAGAGCGACAUGCUGAUUCUGCGUUUCGCAGACAUGACUCGAAUAGCCUGCGAUCGUCGGACCACCAGCUUGGAGCGGGAAUGAGUCCGUUAGAUGACCAUUGCGCCCAAGCCUAUAUUCUCACCUGCUAG
This is a messenger RNA of Aspergillus clavatus NRRL 1, 327 nucleotides long. RefSeq lists its product as uncharacterized. The transcript has a single exon. Lineage: Eukaryota; Fungi; Ascomycota; Eurotiomycetes; Eurotiales; Aspergillaceae. The record is from RefSeq and is a predicted model, not a curated record. Bases 1 to 327 code for a protein of 108 amino acids.